Messenger RNA from Stomoxys calcitrans (stable fly), 931 nucleotides. RefSeq lists its product as uncharacterized. The record is from RefSeq and is a predicted model, not a curated record. Gene Ontology annotation, biological process: regulation of transcription by RNA polymerase II. The transcript has 3 exons. Gene Ontology annotation, cellular component: transcription regulator complex; nucleus. Lineage: Eukaryota; Metazoa; Arthropoda; Insecta; Diptera; Muscidae. The coding region runs from base 79 to 837 and encodes 252 amino acids.
UACCAUAUGACGAGUAUUAAAUUAGAUUGUGGCCAAACAUUGACAAGUUAAAAACAUAAAAACAUUAACAUUAAUAAGAUGGAGUUCCAGUUAAUUGAAUUUGUUAAAGAAAAUCCUAUUUUAUACGAUAAAAAAUAUCGAAGCAUGACUUACAAGGAUCAAAAAGUUAGAAAAUGGAAUGAGAUUGCCAGAAAGCUGCGCAAAGACCCCAACGCAGUAAGACUUAAAUGGAAAAGUCUGCGUGAUACAUUUAAAAAAAGGCUACAACGAAAAGCUGACGAAUGCGAAGACAUAACACCCUCAAAAACCUGGAAAUAUAAUGAGCACUUACAGUUCUUAAAAGAUCAAUAUCCUGAACCAGAAGAAUUUAAGAUGGAAGAAGUGGAAAUACUGCAGGAAGAGUUAGAAGAACAAAUACAGGAGGAAAUGCAAGAGUUGCAAGAAGAAGAUGAAGACCAAUUUCAAUCGAAUGAACCCGAUUUUGAAGUUGAAAACUUUAAUUUGAAUGAGUAUUUGAAAAAAUUCGACAUUUCAAAUAAUGCCGGCAACGCAACAAGUACCGAAGAGCAACCAAAAAAGAAGAGGCUGGACAAAGAUAGCAUUAUAUCGGAAGCUUCACACGAAAUGGCAAUCCUGUUAGAAUGUGCUAAACAACAUUUUACGCCGCCUUCUGCGACACAAAUAUUUUUCAACUCUAUGGCCUUGCAAGUUGAGGAAGCGAAAUUACCUCCCAUAGAACUAAUGCGUUUGCAGCAACGAGUGUUGGAAGCGGUCACACAAGAAAUUGUAAUGUGCCAGGAUGGGCAAAAUGGGGCUACUUAUGUUAUACAGAUGUAAUGCGAUGUGUUGCUACACCAAUUAUUAACAUCUUUUUUUUAUACAAGUAUGAAUAAAUAACUAGUUGUGUUUAAUUUUAAAUGAUAAUAUUAAA